Paramuricea clavata is the source of this 13891-nucleotide messenger RNA. The record is from the annotation of a GenBank genome assembly. Lineage: Eukaryota; Metazoa; Cnidaria; Anthozoa; Malacalcyonacea; Plexauridae.
AUGGCCGAAGAGGUAGCUAAACUCGAACGUGACAACACUAUGGUAGCAACAGCGAAGGAAGGAGAAGCUUUCCUCGAAGCGAAAGGCCAAGUUGACGAAGAUGCAAAGACUAGGGCACAACAGAAAGAAAUUGAAGAAAUUACUUCAACGGAAGAACAGAGUGAUUUAAAACGAACAACUACUGCUUUGGCACUCAAAAUAAUAAUAAUAAUAAUUACAAUAUUUAGUGAGGGGGUCCACUCACGAAAGUGAUUUUCAGUGGAGCCUUGAUAAAAAAUAAAAAGAAUAAAAAUAUAAAACUAACAAAAGUGAAUAUAUGAAAAGUUAUAUAGCAUAAAGUUCGCAUCCUAUCGGUUCGGUAGAGAGUCCUAUGGCUAUGACCUAUGUAGCUAAAUGUUUCUUUAGUUUACUUUUAAAAGUUUUAAUUUGAUAUACAUUUCCGAUAUCCACAGGCAGACUAUUCCAGUCGUUGGUAAGUACCAACAUAAUAAUAAGCAUAAUAGAUAAGUACCAACAAGAUAAGUUCUGUAGGUCAGAAACAUAUAGGAACAUAAGCCGAAGAUAAGCAUCUUGAAACCCAAAAUAUGAGUAAAACAAGAAAGUGAGUGAGUAAUAAUGAGUAAAAUCAUCAUCAGACUAACUAUAAAGUAUAGUUACAAUAGGCAUGAUGACAUAACGGAAGUCUCAAUCAGAACCACGACAGGUGGAGUGAUAUGUAAGUGUGAUGAAAUGUGGGUGUAUAGAUUAAGAAAAAAGCUUAAGUUCUUAGCUGGCUUUGAGUCCAGUGUUUAAACUAGGUGAAUGGUACUUGAUAUAUAGAGCUUCAAGCAACAAGAGAAAAUAAGAUGUGCGAGAAAAAAUAGUGUGAAGAAUUCGAGAGUUAUCAAUUAUUAAAUUGGAAAUAAAAGUGGAAACGUUAUUGUCAGGGUCAGUUGGGUUGUUAAGUUUGUCAAAAGCAAAGUGUAGGUUCACAAUGUAUUACACAUGCUCGCAGUUGUGAAAAUGCUGUCCAAUCGGCAAUAGCACUUUUGGUCGGAUAUACUAGUAUGCUCAGCGAGUCGCGUCUGUAAACGUCUUUCUGUUUUCCCAAUAUACGUUGCGAAACAGCUAGGACAUGUCACCUCAUAAACUACACUAGAUUUCUAAAGAUUAGGAAUUUUGUCUUUGUUUGAAAAAAACAAAUUUUGUACGUAUCGUUCUCGCACUAACUUUUUUGACGAAAACGACACUAGGCCUAAGGUUUGGGUACGCGUUCUAUACCUUGGUGAACAAGGUGAAAUUUUAGUUAAAAAUUGCCGAAAAAGAAUAUACAAAGAUACCUAAUAAAAAUAUAUAUCUGCGUACUGAGAAAUAUUUCUACGUAUACUGAAACUUCUGCGUACUGAAAAUGUAUAUCUGUGUACUGAGAAAUAUUUCUGAGUACUGAAAAUAUAUAUAUCCGCGUACUGAGAAAUAUUUGUGCGUACUGAAAAUAUAUAUCUGCGUACUGAGAAAUAUUUCUGCGUACUGAAACUGAUAUAUUUGUUGUACUCUUUAUAUAUUUAUAAUGUAUCAGUAAUAAGAAAUAUUCUUCCGCAGUUCUAUUAUAUUUCUGUGUUGCCGGUGUGGGCCACCGUAAGUUUGUCAUGGAUCAAUGUAGCUGCUUAAAAUUAAUCAAUUGUCAGUAUAUUUUAAAGGUGUAUAUUAUUUAAAUGAUAAAGGUCUGUAUGAUUUUGGAAAAAGAAUGAUUAUUAGCUAGCAAAUUAUUGGGAGUGCUAAAGCCCUGGGUCAGGAGUAGGGUUAGGGUACUACGUCAAUAAACUACAAAGACCGCUAAACAGUUAGUGACUCGGACAUACAUUUAACUUGGGCUCAGAUUUGACUCGGACUUGACACGGUAAACCGACAAACUCCUUACUAAAUUAAACAAUCUUUAAAAUACGUAGUUUAAACUAGUGUAUAGUACAUGGCAUGUAGUACAUCCCAAACUUUCCCUGGACGUAAUCAUCGUAAUCGCCUACUCGUUAAUUAUCUUUUUUAUUAAAAUGUAUCAUAAUUGAAAUAUGACAAAAAUUUAUGGAAAGUUCAUGGGAAAAGUGGGAAAAGUUAUAAGGUAGAUGUUCGAUUAUUUUUCAUAUUGGCUGAGCGCAUUGCAUUUUUGAUAUUUGUGCAUUGCAUUUUGGGUCUAUCUGUUGAUUAAAAUUGAGAAUUUUGCUAGCUAUACAUGAAUUAAAUUUGCUGCCUUGCUUGCUCCCUGCAUGUGGUAGCAAUAAUCGUUACAUGUCAAAUUUCUCUCCACUAUAAUACUACUAUAAUAACUGCACCCCCCUUCUGAACCAAUAUUUUUAGGUGCCCCCCCCCUUUUUCGGUCAAAAAUACCUCAUGAUCCACCCCCUUUUUGUGCCAGCCCACCCCCAGUCAUAAAUAAUGAUUGGUCCCUAAAGACUCUGUAAAGGCCAUUUCCAACGUCAUAGGGACUCCAUAUUUUCAAAAUUUUUCGUUCGGCUCAGACUUGUCAGUUUCAUCAAGGCACUGUCACUGAUAAAGGCACAACAUGUGUGAUGAAUAUUUAUUGUAGUUAUUGUAUUCGUAUAUUAUCAUUUUUAUUUUAUACAAACGCUGUAUAUUUGAAUGAGUACUCCAGACUAGAAAGAAUUAAUAUUAGAAUUUAGAACGCAGAGAUAAGAAAACAUAAAACUUGUGACGUUACUUUGUACUUCAAUGAGAAUAUUUAAUCCAGGUAAUCUCACAUGUUGUUCAGCAAAAUGUCAACUUUGUAUGACUUUUGUUCUCUCAUUUGUUAAGCUUUUGUAAAGAAAAAGUUUUCUGUUUAUAAUUCCAAACAAUUUAUCCAGGCCUGCAGAAAUUGUAUAAAGCUUUAUAAUUAAUGUAUGUCGUGAAAUUAACGUAAUGAGUACGAACAAAUUUUUGAAUUUUAUAAGUAGCAACUUUUUUUAUUUCGCGCAACUUUUGAGCAACUUUUAUGCUCUUUAGGGAAAGUACAUUUAUUAUGCUGAGGGCAAGGGAUGAAGAUGUUAAGGGGGCGGGGCACCGAAAUAUUUUCUGGCAUUAAAUAAAGGGGGAGCUCUGAAAGUUCUCGAUAUACCGAAGAAGGGGGGGGGGGGCUAUAAACAUUUCAUAGUUUUGGUCCAGCAGGGGCCGGGAGUGUUCACUCCCACCUUAGUUAAUAGAAUAAAUAGUUUGGAAACUCAUUAUAUUAUCACAAUAUAACUCACCAUCUAUGUUUGUGAAGUACCUUUAAAACUCUGUAAAUCUCCUUUUAAAGACGUAAAGUGCACGAAAUGGUAUUUCACAGACUCUAGUUUUAAAAUUUUUCCGGAGGCCAGGCCCCCGCGCGAUCCCUUGAUUGUCACUCGCCUUCGACGGACGCUCAGUGUACCCCCCAUGAUUAGAUUAGAGCCGAUUUGUGAUGUAAUUUCCGCGCCAAAAAGUAGCAGUUCCAAAAACAAAAAACAUACGAUUUGUAGAAUAUGUUCUAUGUUCAUUGGAAAUUUAGUAGAAACUGAAUAAAGAUUAAAGAAGUUGAAGCAUAGGCCGUAUUUAGCUGUGACUCCGCUUCUGAUUUCAAAAUUCUAUCAUCAGGCACUUCUGAGUGGGAUCUUCUUAUCUGUGAAAGCCUAUUAAUUUCUCAACUUAACCCUGCCUUAAUGCUAAUAUUAGAUCUACCCCUCUCGAGUUAUUUUGGUUAUGUAAUAUUAACCUUAACUAUAGUCUAUACUAUUAACCAUGCACUUAACAUUAAUCUUUACUAUUAACUAGUUACUGAUAAGUUGUUUUCCUUUCUUUCUAUUCAUUUGUUCUUUCAAAUUAUGUAACCGUUUUUGUAAUAUUAAACCAUUAUUUUGUAAAUAUAUAUACCAUACCUUGUAAAUUCAUUUAGAUUGCUCUGCAUAGAUGGAUUUUCAUAUUUUUUACUGGGGUGGUGCCAGAAAUUUUAGGGGGGUGAGCCGUGAGCAGGUGACUGAAGCAACACAAAGUGUCACCAAACCCCAGUAAGGUCUAUAUUCUAGGGGUGGAGCACUAGAGCCGCGAGGGGGGUCUAGAAAAAAUUUGAAAAAAAUCAUGAUUUCUAACCUCGAAAAAAAGUUUUUUUAAGUUGUCAUAUCAAUGGAUUUGGCAUAUCCGAUUGUCUGUCGAGACUUGAGAGAGUUAAAGUAGUAAAUGAACCUGUAAAAGUGUAAACCCAAUAGACCAAUACACAAUAUGUUUUUACUUUUAUAAAGACAUUGACAUUGUGUCGUUUGAAUCCGAGUACAAUUUAUGACGCAAUUCCGAUGUAAAUAAUAUUUGUGGCGUAAAGAUUAAAUCUAGGCAAGUCUAUUUCCUAAAAGAAUUAAAAACUAAAAAUAAUGUUCGUAAAAAUUCCAAACGUUCCCUUGUGAGCAAGCUAUUUGCAUGACAGGGCACUGCAAGGGGAGAUAGUAGAGUUUCGAUUCAAAACUUUACAAUUGCGCCAAUAAACCAGUGAAUGCAAGCGAGGAGCGAUUAGUUUCAGAGUAUUGCACUGUCUUUUUCUAUUUGAGUGUACUCCUACGUUUAUUUUGUAUCAUCAACACUCUGCACGUUGGAGUGGACUAUUUAAUUAUUUUUUAUUAUGCCGAAUAUUGGGGGGGUUGAAAAUUUUUUUGGAGGGGUGGACAUUUUGUUUUGGGGGGGGGGGUUAUAGCUAAUAUUGGGGAGGGGGAGUAGCGCCCCCCUGCACCCCCCACAAAAUCCGUCUAUGUUGCUCUGAAGAUGUUGUAUUGUAAACAAUGAAACGUUAGCUAAUUAAAUCUUUACUUUUAUUAUGUUUGGUUUUAAAGUUAUUUGCUGGGCUUAGCUCUUUAUCUUUAAACUAAGAUUUCCGUCUGGCGUAUCGAUUGCCACAGUUAUUGUACUAGUCCAAGUCUCUUAGCAUAGAGGUUGCAUGCAGUAUUAUGCAGUUUGUUAUCAUUCUUCUGAGAAAAAUAUACAGAAAUAAAAUAAAAACAUAGAUAUUUUUCCACAAUAUAAAUGCAAAAGGUACUGCUACAUGUUUGCAAAUACUUAGGAAUUAAUCUAUUAUUCUUUAUUGCAUCAACUUUUGGGGUUUUUCACUUUUUUGGCUCAUCAUGAUGUGAAAUUGCAAAGACUGUCACUAUAUCCAUAAAGACUCUCACUUGUCAUUGGUAAAGUUGUUCAUUUUAUUUAUUACUGAAAUUAUGUACAUAAUUUUGGCCUUACAAUAUGAAAAGGCAAUUUUCCUGGAUACUGUCUACAUGAAAUUUUUGUCAACAAUAAAGUUUUGAAGGUUUUAUCCCUCAGAGAUAUUUCAAAAGAAAUUUUAACUUCUAAUGGGGUGUUUAUAUGGAGGUAAGCCAGCCCAUACAGGUACCCGAGCUAGCUCUCUUUGCUGAGCUGAUUUUAUCCCAUGUUUACUUGAGACUUUUGAGGUGGGUUGUCUUGCCAAAACAACUGAUUGGUCUUACUGCUAUAAAUAGUAUAAUAUAAGUAAACAUAUUUUUAUUUUUCAAGAUCUCACCUAGGCAGGCCAGCUCGGUUCCCAUUUAAACACAAGAUAAAUGUUAGUAUAAAUUACAUAGCGAUGUUAGAUCUCAGCAAAGCAAGAGCUAGCUCAGGUAUCUGGGCUGGCUCUCCUCCCAGCCUCGUUAUCCAGAUGCAAAUAACGUACGGUACUAAAAACAGCAACACUACAGUGUUUUUAUAUAGAUCAGUAGCUGAGCGAGCGCGCGGGGGUGCUUGGGGAGGCGGGAAACGAAGCUGCAGAAUCCCAUCGCGUCCUCCCCAAGCACUCCCGCGCGCUCACUCUUCUUAGCCACUGAUCAAUAUAAAAACACUGUAGUGUUCCUAUUUUUAGUACGUUAUUUGCACCUGGGUACGAGGCUGCUCUCCUCCAUAUAAAUACCCCCUAAGAAAAUAAAGAAAUGUUCUUUAUAUCAACAGAUUGAUGUGAAUUAUGUAUUAAUUAUUUAAUGCCCAGCUGUUAUCCAAGAUCUAAGGCUUGGAAAAGAGUCUUGGCUAGGCAGGCCAGCCCAAGAGGAAAGGUUUAUAUAACUAAGGCAUAUUGGUAGGUAGUGAUGUCAGAUUACUUUAAACUUCUAUUGUCUGCCUGGUCAAAUAUAAAAUAUCCCUGAAUCUCCAGUAGUUCAGUUGGCAAUUAAUGGCAGCUCAAAUAGGAUUAGAGCUUAAGGUGAUGAUGGAUCAUGACAACAUGUUGUAUUUAAUAUUUUUUUACACAUUUUAUACCUCAAAUGGCUCGAUCAAUUAAUGUUUCUAGAUGGCAUGACUUUGAGAUUUGCUUGUGUGAAUAUAGUUUUUUGCUUAGCCGUUUUGUUCCACCAAGUCCAUGCUUGCCACAACAUAAAUUGAAUAACCAACCUAGGUUGUUAUAUGGUAGCUGUAAUAAUUGGGGCUAUGUCCUGUGCGGUCACCAUUUGCUAAUGUAAAUACUUAAAUAACAAUAAAGUAAUUAAUGAAAUAUAGCUAAUCUAGGUUGGGUUAACCCCAUAUAAACAGACCAAAAGUACUUAGGCUGUCUGUCGUAGAGUGAAAGCCAUCUUCCAAAAGUUUUUAUUUAUAAAGCUCAACAUCCCAUAUUAGCAAAAAUGUUACUAUAAUACAAGAAAAUGGAACUAAUUAUGUGCAGAUUUAUUAAUAGAUGAGUUAAUUUUAUUGAGGUCAACUGCUAAUAUAAAUUAAUGGGCAAUGGUCUACAAAUAGGUCUAACAUUUAUUAAACAAAUAUAUAUUGUGCUCCUUAUUCAUUGUUGACAAAAAUGUCAAAGAAAAACUGCCUGUUCACGUUGCAAGGCCAAAAUUAAUAUGUACAUAAUUUCAGUAAUAAAUAAAAUAAACAACUUUACCAGUGACAAGUAAUUUCAGUAAUAAAUAAAAUAAACAACUUUACCAAUGACAAGUGAGUCUUUCUGGAUAUACUGUAGUGACAGUCUUUGCAAUUUCACAUCAUGAUGAGCCAAAAAACCCAAAAGUUGAUGCAAUUUUCUUACACAUACAGACAGUAACUUCUCAAUUUUUUCUGCGUGCUUUCUGCAUGUGUUCCUCGGCGCGCUGCAUUUGUUGUCGCCUGGAGAAUGGGGACAACUCAUUAUUGCAAUACGAUUGGUCACUACCUUCACUACCUUGGAAGGCAAUUAGCCAAUCAUAAGCUUCGAUCAUAUAGCUAGGUCUUUACCGCCAGACUGAAUUUGAGGGUGUAUUUCCGAAAGAUCUUCGGCGCAGAACAGCGACUCGAACAACAAUUGGCGCACGUUUUUGGCGCAGAUUGAUCGAUUUGGCGCAGCAAUUUGGCGCAGAAUGAUCCCAAAGAUCCAUUUGGCGCAGCAAUUUGGCAAAGAUUUGGUGAAGCAAUUGAGCAUUGAAAUUAUGAUUUGAAAGCAAAGGAAUGAAAAGCCAAAUUUUGAAUAUUUGGUGAAAAUUUCGAAAAUUCCCAAAAACCGCAUAUUUUUUCGCGACAAUUUUCUUGGCGCAGGUUUUGGCGCAGCUUUACAUGAAUUCGAAAAAUGUUCGGCGCAGAAAAAUUGAGGGAUUCACCCUGGGUUCCUGGACGUGAAAAAAUUUAUGAAUGCCAGCCAAUUUGGACAAAAGAAGGUACGAUCCUUUGUAUUGUUUUGCUUUUUGGCAAUAAGUUAGUGUGUGUUAGUACAAGACUUGAAAAUAUAAAGCGGUUUAUAUCUGAUUGAGAGUUUUGUGCACCUAUCAAUGUAAUGCAUGAGUCAAUUCCAUGAGUAACCAUCCCCCCCCCCGGAAUAUACCCGGACAUUAGCAUUCUUUUGGAAAGAAAGGGCAAAUUCCCGGCCGCGGGGAGACACCAGGAGGGUAAAUGUACGGCCCCCCGGACAAUUGUUAGGUGGCAAAUGUCCCACCCCCGGGAUAUAUUAAAAAAUGUUUUACGUCAGUAUCGUUAAAAAACCACGUAAUGCAUGGGGGUAUAAACCGUCUAACUUAAAACUGUAUUCUAGUAUUAAACUUUAGUUCAGUAACAGUGUAUUAUCAGAGAUUAUUUUGUAUUAUUUAAUUUAAACAUUAAUUAACAAGCUUCAACUAUAAACAUUAUUAACAAAUCUCUUCCUUUAAUAUAUACAUAGAAAUUGUCUUUAGAUUCGUGCAUUAAGUGGUGAUGCCAAGUGGAAAUACAUAUAUUGCAAAUUAGCACUUUCUCAGUUUUGUCAUUUAAUAAUAAAGCUGCAAUGAAAGAAACUACACUCAGAUAUAAUAUUAAACACACGACCGACACAAAACUACAAAAGUCAACUACACAAGGCGCGAGUGACGACUGACGUCACUGACCAGCGAUCAUAGCGAUUUUUCCGCUAGUGUCAAAUGUCCGGGGGUCUUUUAGCCGCUAACCAAUGUCCGGCCCCGGGGCACUAAUCUGUGAGCCAAUUCACGCCCCCCGGGAAUGCCGUGCCCAGCUAAUUCCCGGCAGUGUUCCGGGGGGGGGGAUGGUCACUCAUGGAAUUGACUCAUGCAUAAACCCUGUGGGGGGGGGAGGCCAGGACAGUAUAGGGGGUUUGAUAACAAAACUCAUCCCCUCCCUGGGACAUUUUCUAACCUGCUUAUCCCCAGGAUGGGGCGGUUUGAAUUUCGCCCAGCCUGCUCGCAGGUUGAACUUAUUAAUGCGCAUGAACAGUGAUGCGUAAAAUUUAAAUCCAGCGUGGUCAUUUGAGCGUAGUCGAAAGCAAGGUCGAAAGUGCGGUUUUGCAAAGCUUUUUACAGUGGUUGUUACGUAAUUGUAUAAAAGGCAAGUUUAAAUUUAAACCAGGAUCAAAGUUAUCUGUUUAUGAAAAUCAGAAAAUAGCAUCGCGUUGUAGCAUCGCCUCCAGUGUGAACGGACCUUUAUGUUCAUGUCAAUUCAUAUUAUUAAAAAUAGGUACGCACUGCGUACAUGUGGCUAGCCAUUCCUUUGGGAGAGAAAAUUGAAAUUCAUAUCACAACAUACAGCUAUUUCAGUUGAGGUUGUCCCCGAGAAAAGCGGAAAAGUCGAAUACCAGCGUGAAAGGCUGCUGGGAAUCGCUAUGAACAUUCGUUCAUUUGUUGGCGAUUCCCAGCAUUCUUUCGCGCUCGUAUUCGACUUUUCCGCUUUGCUCGUGGAUAACCUUAAUUGAAAUAGCUGUAUAUAGCAGCCCAAUGUCUGUAUUGUGUUGAAUUUAAAAAAUUAGGUGGUAUGGUGAAUAUUUAAGAAUUAUAAAACAUCUUUCUGCGUUGAUAAAGUUAAAUAAAGACUAUAAUGAGACAGUUUUGUGGAAACCUGAUGCCUGAAGGGCAAGUUUUCCCCACAUAAUUUCGAGUUCUCUCAACUUCCAUGAAUAUAACUCAAUAUCAGCAAGGAAAGAUGUUUUACAUUUUUUAUAAUACAGCACUAGGAAAUAAGAAAAAAGAAAAUAAUUAUUUAAAAUUGAAUUAAAGUGCGGCGGGAACUUUCUGUGUUGACAUUGAGUUAUAGCAAUACUGCUUUUAGCCAAUCAGCAUUCAGAAUUUACACAUGUUACAUAAUAAUUGAAUUUAAUAUAUAUAUCGAUGAAAGGUCGACAAGUUGGCAAAAAUAGAGCAUAAAAGUCGACAAAGUCGGGUAUAAAAUACGGGGGGGGGGGAAUAAAUUGAAUUUAAAAAGAGCAAACUUAUAGAUAUAUUAUAGUACUACAGCCUACAUGUCUAACAAAACAGGUAGAGAAAACUCUGAAAAUGCCAUUUCUGACAAUCUAGGAUUCCAAACUUAAAAAACUUUCCCAGUUAGUGCCAACCAAGUUGGUGCCUCGUGCAAUUCGCCCCACCCCUAAAUUUCAGAACAUUGAAAAACUAGUAUUAGUUACUAGUAAACAGAGCGUUUGCACUCCUUCCCCAGGGAUCAACUCAACAAAAGUCAUGGCAACCAUGUUGGUGUUCCAGACAAAAGAGUCUAAUUAAAAUUCUCUUGAAUUGGAACACCAACUUGGCGGCUGUGACGUCAUGUGCAAACGUUCUAUAAUACUGUGAUUACACAGUUAAUGCAGUAAUCACAAUUACAUUACGGUACUUUGAAGACUUAAACAUGUAUGUGUUUUACCUCUGUGUGUGCAUGUGCUGGGAUGGGGAGGAAUCGAAGGUUGGGCAUUUUCACUUUUUCAGGCUGAGGCCCUGUUCACAUGAUCCCGGGAUUGGCAACUGUCCCGCGACAAGUCAUUGACCCGGGAUACUGAUAUCUUCUGUUCACAUGAACAAAGCUAGCGCGGGUCAUGCCUAUAAAUACAUUACGCGGGAAUCAUAAAGUAUUGCCGCCAACGUGAAACGGUGAAAUAUUGCUAAAUAAAAAACAUUCUGAUAAACGCAAGUCGUAUUUUAUGUUAUGAUAUUUACAAAUAGAACGUAGUUGAUUAUCAGCCGUAAUAAAAUGUCCUCAAUUCAUUGUUUCUGGUUGACCAGAUCAAAUUUUUUGAGUAGCAUACUACACUUCUUGGUUUCAAACAUGAUAUUAGCGACAAUUUUAUUUUAAUAUUAUUAGAAGCAUCACUUAUAGAUUUCUAAUGAUAUCUUCAAUCAAAUAACAAGUUUUUGUGGAGUCCAACGUGCUCUAAAUGUAGUUUUAGCCACAAUUUUGAUCCUUUUACCAAAAAUUCAAUUAUCCCGGGACAAAGUUGCCCCGGGGCAAAGUGUUCACAUGAGGAAAAGUUGUCCCGGCUAGGCGAGUGUCCCUGUCUACAGAGGCGAGGCACUCGGUUCAAUUCUUGCCCCGGGGCAAGUAAAAUAUCAUGUGAACAGCACUAUUCUUUUAUUAAGGAGCCGAGACAAUUUUUGUCCCGCGACAAUUGCUUGCCCCGAGACAUAACGCUGUCCCGGGUUCAUGUGAACAUGGCUUGAGUUGGGAAAAUGUCAUCUGCACCGGUACACCUAUGCCUAUGUUCAAAUCGAAUGGAGAGUUAGCAAGUAGUAAGCUUGCUUGUCUUGCUCUUAAAGAUAAACAGCGUACUUAUUGUUAUCACAUAAAAUAACAACAUUGUAGCAUUCUGUUCUAAUUUUCUUUAAUAUAUAGCUAACAUGCAUGCAUGAAAAGAAUAUACAUACAAGUCUGCUACUGACUUGCAAUGAUAAUACCCAUAUUACUAGCUGUAUUAAAUUGUAUAUUAUACCUCACAAAUGGGCUUGUCCAAUCAGAGAACUAAAUUUGUACCACAUGACCAUGGUAUUUUUCAGUGAAUACUAUGACCUAGGCAAUUUGAACCCUGGGUGUUUUACCCGGGGCCAUGGUAUUCGACUUCGAAUACCACGCUUGAGCGGGAAAUUCGACUUUAAAUGUAAACUUUAAAUGUAAAGUUAUCAAAAGUUGUGUUUUGAAAUUAAAAGUUAAUUGAAUGGUAUUUGUUUUCUACUUAUUUUUGAAAGGUUCGGUAUAAUAUACCAUUUAUAGACCUUUCACUCAGGGUAUUCCACAAAAAAUUACCCUGCGGGAUGAAAUAUUCCUCGGGCUUCGCCCUCGGAAUAUUUCAUCCCACAGGGUAAUUUUUUGUGGAAAACCCCUCGUUUCAGGUCUAUAACUGAUAAAUAUACUUCGAAAUAUUCAAUCAUGAUUUAAUUAAUGUUCUGUCAACUUUUCAAUUAAUAUAAAACAACUUUGGAAUUAAUAUAAAUUAGAAACAAACAUAAAAACCAUCUUGAAAUAUGCCGAGAAUAUUCUAAAGAAAUACAGUAUCAGUAUUAACUACUUUGUUUGAUUGUUUAUAAUUUCAACCCUACACUUCAGUAACAUCGUUUAUUAAAUAUUGUUUGGUGAAUUCAAUAUCAAAGCUUGACUCCUUAAAAUUAUAUGAAAAGAGUCUACAAUAAUACCUACAAUUAAGUCACAAAUAGUUAAUACACUUUCAAAUAAUAAUAUUGCUGUUUUAAACUUUUAAUAGUACUGAACACUACCUAAAUUUGAAUAUGUCAAACCAAAUAACGAUGUUUUCACUCCUUCAUCUUUGAUCUUUUGUCGACAAUUGGUUUAUCUCCGUAGUUUUGUUGUGAUGAAAUAUCGCACAUAUAAUUACAUAUAAUACCAAAUUUCCAAAGCACAAUGAAUCCGAAAAUGCGAUGUUUAUUUAUUUAUAGGCCAGGGGCCGGUUGUAUAAAAACGUAGUUAGCGCUAACUGCAGUUAAAAAGUAGUUAAAAAAUAGUUAACUUUAAUCACGCAGUUAAGCCGGUUGUAUAAAAGUGUAGUUAGCCUUAACUGCAGUUAAAAAGUAGUUAAAGUUAACUAUGCUUUAGGGUAUAGUUAACUGUCCAAAACGUAGUUAAAAAUGGCGUUUGUAUAGGAGUGAACAACAUUUUUCAGUAAAACAACAAUGAAAAGCAACGGCUACCUGAGAUUUUCAAUCGCUAUCUUCCCUGUGAAUGUUUCCUGACAAUAUAAACUCUUCAAACGCUAUCGCUUUGGUGUUUUUACGAAAACAGAACAUAUUUUUGCACAGGACGAUUUCUCGAAGACGAAGUAUGGUCCAUUGCACCAAGAAACACUGAUAUAUAAUUGCCAAACAGCUAUACCUUGGUUUAACGUAGACAUCUCAAGGAAAAACUGCAUUCUUUUAUGAUUUUUGUGGCGGUUUUUCCUUGUUUUCUUGUAUUUUUCCUUGUUUUCUUGUAUUCUUUCUCCUGAUGAUGUUCUAGCUGCACUCCUCAGCCUCGAUACCAACAAAGCCACAGGUCCGGAUGAAAUACCACCAAGAAUACUAAAGGAAUGUGCUCACCAAAUUGCUCCGUCAUUAUGUCUACUGUUUAAUCAAUCACUCCGACAUGGCUCCUUACCAGAGGAAUGGAAGCUCGCGAACAUCAUCCCUAUCCAUAAAAAAGGUGACAUCUCCAACGUUGAAAACUACCGUCCAAUUUCGCUUCUGUGUGUAGCCUCCAAAGUCCUCGAGCGCUGUGUGCUGAGAAACCUGAGAGAUUAUCUGAUGUCCCUGAUUAACUCCGCUCAACAUGGUUUCAUUCCUGGAAGGUCAUGCACAACCCAGCUAGUCGAAGUUUUGCACUACAUUGGAUCCAUUUUAGACUCUGGUAAACAAACCGAUAUAAUCUUCGUGGACAUGUCAAAGGCUUUUGACAAGGUCAGCCAUACAGCUCUGAUAAACAAACUCCAACAGUAUAACAUUGGCGGAUCUCUUCUCCAAUGGUUCACAUCGUAUCUACAUGACCGCCAACAGCGCGUCACAACUCUUGGCGCUACUUCUUCCAGAAAACCAGUGUGCUCCAGUGUUCCCCAAGGCAGUAUCUUAGGACCAAUAAGAGGGCCCUCAGGACCCUCUUCCUCCUGUAUGUGAAUGAUUUACCAGACGCUGUGACGAACUCGACAGUUGCGUGUUUUGCAAACGACACCAAAAUCUUCCGUAGAAUUGACUCCAUCACCGAUGCUAUGUUACUCCUGGACGACAUCAAUAACCUUCAAUCCUGGUCCACGUCAAGCGGUCUCGUGUUUAACGAAGGAAAAUGCAAAAGUAUUAGCAUUACCAGACGUAGUCAACCAAUCCAUCAUCUAUAUAGCAUCAAAGGCAAAGAACUUGCACUUACACCAGCAGAGAACGAUCUGGGAAUUUGGAUUGCGAGCGAUCUAACCUGGUCUAAACACAUUUUAGACCGGUGUACCCGUGCCAACAAACUCCUCGGAUUUAUAAAGCGAUGUUCUGGGGAAAUAAGCGACGCGAGGACCCGCCGGACUCUGUAUCUGUCUUUGGUUCGGUCGGUUUUUGGUUACUCGAGCCAGGUUUGGUCGCCUCAAACCGUGACCCUCAUCCAACGUAUGGAACGGGUCCAAAGAAGAGCAACGAAGUACAUUUUAAACCUUCCGUACUUGUGCAGUGAGACUUAUCGGGAACGACUUGCCAGUUUGGGUCUCUUACCGCUAUCUUACUGGCACGAAUAUUUGGAUCUCGUGUUCUUUUUUAAAGCG